Messenger RNA from Melopsittacus undulatus (budgerigar), 612 nucleotides. RefSeq names its product peptidyl-tRNA hydrolase domain containing 1 (gene PTRHD1). The transcript is spliced from 2 exons. Bases 32 to 412 code for a protein of 126 amino acids. Gene Ontology annotation, molecular function: peptidyl-tRNA hydrolase activity. The record is from RefSeq and is a predicted model, not a curated record. Lineage: Eukaryota; Metazoa; Chordata; Aves; Psittaciformes; Psittaculidae.
CCCAGUAGGCUGUUCGGCCCCGUACGACAGCAUGGCGGCGUCCGGAGCGGCGGCAGCGGCGCUGGUGCAGUAUGUGGUACUGCGGGGGGACCUGGCCCGGCCGCCGCGGCAGUGGCCGCUGGGUGCGGUGGUGGCUCAGGGCUGUCACGCUGCUCUGGCAGCCGCGCACAGACACCGCGAACACCCCGAUACCCGCGCGUACAUGGAGCUGGGCGGCGCCAUGCGCACUGUGGUGCUGGAGGCUCCGGAUGAGGCUGCCCUGACGGCACUGGCCGAGACCCUGAAGCAGCACAGCAUUGACCACGAAGUGUGGACUGAGCAGCCUGAGAACACAGCCACCUGCCUGGCGCUCAGGCCUUACCCGAAGGACCAAGUGCACCAGCACCUGAGAAAAUUUAAGCUAUUGAAGUGACGGGCACUGGCAGCUCCCCUGGGCCAAAGCCGAGCUCACUCCCUGGUGGGAGCUGGGAGGAAAGCUGCUGUGCCUCAGGAGUGCUAAUGCUCAGCAGCAGGUAGUCAUCUUGCACUGUGACAGCAGUUACAGUGUGAAACAUCUCUUUGGUAGAGAGGAUUAAAUGUUAUCCUGUGCAGAAUGUGACUGUGUUAUAUUAA